This is a messenger RNA of Ceratosolen solmsi marchali, 555 nucleotides long. Its product is annotated as ejaculatory bulb-specific protein 3-like. The transcript has 2 exons. The coding region runs from base 83 to 451 and encodes 122 amino acids. NCBI's taxonomy places the organism in Eukaryota, Metazoa, Arthropoda, Insecta, Hymenoptera, Agaonidae. The record is from RefSeq and is a predicted model, not a curated record.
AUCGGAUAUUCAUAAUCGCUGUGGUUCUUAAGCUGUGAGUGUGCUUUCAGUGGAUAUCUAAAAAUUCCUCUUGAGCAGCAAAAUGGCGCGAAGAACGAUUUUUUUGGUAGCACUUUGCACCCUCGUCGCGAUUGUCGUGGCGGAGGAAUUGUACACCGACAAAUAUGAUUACAUCGACAUCGAUGCAGUCCUCAGUAAUCCUCGCAUUAGGAAUCAAUACUACAAUUGUUACCAGGACUUAGGUCCCUGUCUCACCCCUGACGCCAAAUUUUUCAAAGAAAAGUUUCCUGAAGCUAUUGUGACUAAAUGUAGAAAAUGCACUGCUAAACAAAAGGAAAUAUUCGAGAAAAUUGUUCUCUUUUAUACAGAGAAGGAGCCGGAAAAAUGGAACAAAGUUCUUCUUAAGGCCAUUCAGGAAAGUAAAAAAUCAUCUGAUAAGAAAAACGAAUGAUAAUAUGGUUAUUCAAAAUAGUCGAGUUGUCUUCAAAUUUAUAAAAAAAUUACACUAAUAGUAAAUUAAUACAUCUGAUUAAAUCAAUAACUAUUUGUCGCAUU